Messenger RNA from Scleropages formosus (Asian bonytongue), 4538 nucleotides. RefSeq names its product exostosin-1a-like. The transcript has 11 exons. The record is from RefSeq and is a predicted model, not a curated record. Bases 805 to 3084 code for a protein of 759 amino acids. Lineage: Eukaryota; Metazoa; Chordata; Actinopteri; Osteoglossiformes; Osteoglossidae. Gene Ontology annotation, cellular component: membrane. Gene Ontology annotation, molecular function: glycosyltransferase activity.
GGCUGCGGUCGCGCGGAGCCAGGAAUGCUGGAGGUGCGCGUGCGGAACCAGCGCAACACCUGGUGCGUAGGAACCAGAGCAGGAAGGCGCUACAUGAGGGGAUGUUAUCUGCCGUUUAAGAUGCACUUUUAGUCAGGCACCGCUUUUGUACGUCGUUAAUGUCACACACGUUUCCGGUUCGCGAGCACUUUUUUUUUUUUUUUUUUUGCGUGGCUGUUUAUUCUGUCGUGUCGGGGAACUCAGCGGGGGGUGUUGCAGCCAGUUGUUGUGGUGUACACGCGCUUGUUCUGGGUAGGACUGUUUCCAAGAAGAAAUGAUGGAGAAAUAAAUAAACGCAUGAUGUGUUUUUGCGACGCUUAUUUCCACCCAUGAAAUAAAUGCACGUGCAAUAGGCUGCUGUGCAAACAAUGUUUACGACGUUGGUACUAGUUGGUGCGCGACGAGUGUUCCGCGCGACGCGGCGCACCGGGCGCGAGCCGGCGCCGCAGCAGGAGUAGAUUUAAAAAGUGGCCGAGCCGCGUGCGCAUUGGCUCGCGUGUGGGCAGAUUGAUCGCUCAGCCUCCCGGAGGGCUCGCUCGCGCGCGCGCGCGCCGCUGGCGGAGGGGCUGCCGCCGUGCACGCAUAAAAAGUGGUCCCCAUGCAUGCGCUGCAUCUGUCGCUGGCUCGGGAAAGGGAGGAAUCCGAGGAAGGUUGUCCCCGAGACAAGUUUGCGGCGGAUCGGCGGAAGAUGGCGGAGCGCCGCGGCCGGACGCCGUGACGCCGGUGGUGAGAGCGAAACUUUGGGGCUCGUCGAGGAACAUCUGGAUGCGCGCCGCGGGACCCAUGCAGGCCAAGAAGCGCUAUCUGAUGCUAAUGCUGCUCUCCAGCGGCGCGUGCUUCGUCCUGCUCCUCUGCUUCGGGGGCGACCCGGCCGCCAGGCAGGGCAGGGUGAACCGGCGAGCCGUGCGCGGCAGCCCCCGCGGCGGGCGUCCCCGCGACCGCGCGCAGCCGUGGCCGCGCUUCUCGGACCCGCUGCAGCGCUUCGCUCCCGCCGCCCCCGCCGGCGACCGGCUGGAGACGGAGGAGGAGGAGGAGCGGAGCCGCCGGAGGCACGCGCAGCCCGACGGCGACGCGUCCGCGGGCGCGCGCUGCUCCAUGGACUCGUGCUUCGACUUCUCGGCGUGCGCGAGGUCGAGGAGCGGCUUUAAAGUGUACGUCUAUCCCAGGCACAAGGGCGAGAAGAUCUCGGAAAGUUAUCAGAAUGUACUGAGCGCCAUCGAGGGCUCCAGGUUCUACACGGCGGACCCGGCGGAGGCGUGCCUCUUCGUCCUGAGCCUGGACACGCUGGACCGGGACCAGCUGUCGCCCCAGUACGUCCACAACCUGAAGACCAAGGUGCAGAGUCAGCCCCUGUGGAACGGUGGCAGGAACCACCUGGUCUUCAACUUGUACUCCGGGACCUGGCCGGACUACGCGGAGGACCUGGGCUUCGACGCCGGCCGGGCCAUGGUGGCCAAGGCGAGCGUCGGCACCGAGAAGUUCCGGCCCAACUUCGACGUGUCCAUCCCGCUGUUCUCCAGGGAGCACCCCAGGACCGGAGGGGAGAGGGGCUCCUUGAGGUGCAACACCAUCCCGCCUUUCAGGAAAUACACGUUGGUGUUCAAGGGGAAGCGCUACCUCACCGGCAUCGGCUCGGACACCAGAAAUGCCCUGUACCACAUCCACAACGCCGAGGACAUGGUCCUUCUCACCACCUGCAAGCACGGCAAGGACUGGCAGAGACACAAGGACGAGCGCUGCGACUGGGACAACGCCGAGUACGACAGGUACGACUACAAAGAGAUGCUGCACAACUCCACUUUCUGCCUGGUGCCCCGGGGACGUCGGCUCGGCUCCUUCCGCUUCCUGGAGGCUCUGCAGGCGGCCUGCAUCCCUGUGGUUCUGAGCAAUGGCUGGGAGCUUCCGUUCUCUGAGAUCAUGGACUGGAACAUGGCUGCUGUCAUCGGGGACGAGAGGCUGCUUCUUCAGAUCCCCUCCAUCGUCCGGACCAUCCGCCCGGAGAAAAUCCUGGCUCUGCGGCAGCAGACGCAGUUCCUGUGGGAAGCCUACUUCUCCUCUGUGGAGAAGAUCGUACUGACCACCCUAGAGAUCGUCCGAGACCGGGUCCUCAGGCACGCGUCUCGCAGCAGCCUCAUGUGGAACAGGCUUCCCGGGGGGCUGUUUGCCCUGCCACAGUACUCCACCUACCUGGGAGACUUCCCCUUCUACUACGCCCAGCUGGGAACCAGACCCGAGCGCAGGUUCACCGCGGUCAUACACGUCGUCACGCCGCUCGUCUCCCAGUCUCAGCCCAUCCUGAAGCUCCUGGCUGCUGUUUCCAGAUCCCAGUACUGCGCUCAGAUCCUCAUCCUGUGGAACUGCAACAGGCCCCUCCCCCCCAAGCACCGCUGGCCUCCCACUGCUGUGCCGGUCACUGUCCUCGAGGGACAUGGGAAGGUGAUGAGCAGCCGCUUCCUGCCUUACGACACCAUCGCCACUGAUGCGGUGCUCAGCCUCGAUGAGGACACUGUGUUGUCCACCACGGAGGUGGAUUUUGCCUUCACCGUGUGGCUCAGUUUCCCAGAAAGGAUUGUGGGAUACCCGGCGCGCAGUCACUACUGGGACGCUAAUAAGGAGCGAUGGGGCUACACCUCUAAGUGGACCAAUGACUACUCCAUGGUUCUCACGGGAGCUGCUCUGUACCACAAAUAUUACCACUACUUAUACACCCAUUACCUGCCUGCAAGCCUGAAGAGCAUGGUGGACCAGCUGGUCAACUGUGAGGACAUCCUCAUGAACUUCUUGGUGUCUGCUGUCACCCGGCUGCCUCCCAUUAAAGUCACGCAGAAGAAGCAGUACAAGGAAACCAUGAUGGGACAGACCUCCCGAGCAUCUCGCUGGGCCGACCCGGAUCACUUUGCUCAGCGCCAGACCUGCAUGAACAAAUUUGCCGGCUGGUUUGGCUCCAUGCCCCUGGUCCACUCCCAGAUGAGGCUGGACCCGGUUCUGUUCAAGGACCAAGUCUCAAUUCUACGGAAGAAGUACAGGGACAUUGAGAGACCCUAAAAUACAGAGGACGGGGGGGACGACAAAUGCAAACAGGUGGAAAACUGGAAGAUCAGGGCUUGAGUGACUCGGGAUUUGACAGGUGGAGCUUUGUUUGUUUUACCAUCAGGAUCUUUAUUUUUCAUCACUACAAUAAACAGACAGCUGAGCCUCAACACAAAGUGUUCUGGCGGAAGUGUGGUAAAAAAGGAGGUAAUGCCUCCCUGUUCGCAGCAACUCUCUCUCUGUUUAGCUAUGCACGGUUAAUUCAAGAAGCUAUCAAUUCGCCAAAAAAAAAAAAAAAAAAAAAAACUCAGUUUGCUUUUUUCUCCCCUCCUCUUUUCUCACCCAAAGCCCUGAGUCUCCACAUGAGAAGCGAAAGCAGCCAGGUUUUUCCCACUGAGCCAAGACUCAGCUGUGCCUCCAACGUUUCAAAAAGGUUCCUUUUUUGAGAAUCCACAUAGAGCGAGCGGGGUUCUGCACGUGCACAGUUCUUGCCUUCGUGUUAGUUUUGUUUUUUUGUUAAUGAUCAAGUUAUUUGUAGGUUUUCUUUGUGUUCUGUGCAUUUUAGCUGAGUUUGGAGAGGUUGCUCUCCAAUACCACAUCUGCCCAUCAACCCUGACGCAACUGAAAGAGCGGAGACUGUGGGCCCUGGGACCCCCUCCUCCACGUACCUGUGGGCACCGUGUCUGUUUCAGCUUCCUCCAAGGAUCAUCAGACCUCUUGCUCUGCAGCGUCUGGGUUACGAUUUAAUGAGUGUUUCAUCUCCGCCCCACCACACCCGUUCCCAUUUAAAACGACUUUAAAACACCUUCGAUCUUCUCGCUUAAUUCUCCACAACACACCGUUAAAUAUGUUUUCUCGAUACAGGCACAUUGCAGCACUUCGUGUCUUACACGUAGAGCCUGAGUUAAGUAUCCCCCAUCUCGCUGCCAGGACCCCUGAGGGAUGGCCAAAUUAAUAUUUUGUCAUUGUCUUGUUUUUUUCCCUCUUUGUGGAAUUCAUUUCAAGGGACUGGUUUCAAGCAAGGACAACACUGUUAUUUGUUUGUAGUGAAUAAACAUAUAUUUUUCUAAAAGCAGGGCCUUUGCUAGUCUGUGCUCAAAUGUGUUGAGUGUCUGAUGGCUCGGCGGCCUUCUGUGCAAGUGGCUCUUUUUUGAAGUGGUGCGAUCCAGGUUUUAACCAGCAGUGAGCCAAGUUUACGUCUACACGCGCACUUUUAUCAUUCUUUGUCGUCUUUUCAGACAUCCGACGCACCUCUUUUGAUUUACGCCAUAAAUAUCCCCAAAGAAGGACAUACUACAAUUUAUAAGCUGACAUGUUAUUGUCAGAUUCUUGCAAAAAAAAAAAAAAGGCUCAGCACUCACAAUCUUGUUUCACACAAUGUACGUGACGAGCGAAGUGACAGAUUGAGCUAUGAUCUAACAAUCUCCUUACAUAACAGACAAACUGCUUUAAAUUUUAUGAGUAAUGGG